Messenger RNA from Cyprinodon variegatus (sheepshead minnow), 932 nucleotides. RefSeq names its product poly [ADP-ribose] polymerase 11-like. Gene Ontology annotation, molecular function: NAD+ poly-ADP-ribosyltransferase activity. The transcript is spliced from 7 exons. Bases 39 to 926 code for a protein of 295 amino acids. NCBI's taxonomy places the organism in Eukaryota, Metazoa, Chordata, Actinopteri, Cyprinodontiformes, Cyprinodontidae. The record is from RefSeq and is a predicted model, not a curated record.
GCAGGUAUUUUUAUUGUUAACCUUAGUCAGUCAGCGCAAUGUCUUCUUUAGGUGAAGUAGAAGAUAUGGACACCUGGGACACUCCAUGGUAUUGGUAUUAUCUGGAAGAUUGUGGCAGGUGGCACAGGUUUGAGGAUGAGCCCAGUAACCCUGUUAGGAGUGAGGACAUAGAGAAAUAUUAUCUGAUGGAUCCAAAAUCCUCCUUUUAUUUAAAUUCAGGGAGCUACAAAAUCAAGAUAGAUUUUUCAGGAAUGCUGCAGACAGACCUCACCACAGGAAGGCAAAGAAGAAUCCAACGGCACAAUCUUGAGAAAUGCUGUUCCUGUUCAUGUUCACCGCCUAUUUUCUGGGAACAAUUUAAUCCUAUGGUUCCUUACCAGCUGAUCCCUUUGAGUAAGCUCACCCCAGAGUAUAAGACGGUGGCAAGCUAUACAACGAAUGAGGGUCGUCUGAGCAGUUCCAUUGUAUCUAUAAGCAGGAUACAGAAUUUGGACCUCUGGGAAAUUUUUUGUAGGAAAAAAAAACAAUUAAUGAGGAUUCAAAAUGUUACUGAGAUUCCAGAGAGACGCCUUUUUCAUGGGACUGACACUAAAAAUGUAGACAGUAUUUGCAAGUAUAACUUUGAUUUACGGAUACCUAAAAUUAAUGGAAGAUCAUAUGGCAAUGGUAUAUAUUUUGCUGUCGAGGCAUUAUAUGCAGGCCGUUACAGCAGCAACAGCACGACUUCGCAGCAUAAUGGAAACACUAAACCCAUUUUUCUUGCCCGAGUCUUGGUUGGGAAAUUUAAACUUGGACGAUCAAGUAUGCAAAAGCCAGAUGAUGAAAACCAGUACCUCAGUUGUGUCAAUGAUAUUAAUCAUCCCAAAAUAUUUGUUAUAUUUGAUCCAAAUCAAAUAUAUCCAGAAUAUCUUAUUGAGUACCAAUAAACUCAA